GCCUGUAAAAGUCUGGAAAACGUCUGGGGAAACAGCGACAAAGAAAGAAAGACAGGGGAAAGAAAGAGAGAGAUGUUCUGGGACACUGUCAUCAAACCUGGAGACAGAGAAACAGACAGCAAAGACUCGAAAAUUAAGAUGGAGAUUUGCCAGACUGGAUAUUACACAGAAGACUUCAGGACACAGGAAGUGCCAGCUGGCUUCGACUUUGCAUCUUAUGACUACCCUGGUGAAGACCUGUCUUUUCUGUUAGACAGUAAAGCGCCCGUGCAGCAGCAGUAUUCAGCAGAGAACAGCUACCCAGAGCCACCAAAAGCUUCUCAUCUAUAUGACACCAAAGUGAACACCAGUGAAACUGCCCUCUUCAACCUAGACUCAUACCAGGAGUUCAACUGGUGGGCCUCAUAUCCACAUGACGGGGUGACGCUGGAUCAGUCACAAACCGGAUACCAGGAGUCUCCACAGACAUACCAGAGCCUGGUUCCCCAGAAUGGACAGUUCAGUCCAGCCAUGGACGGCAGCCACAGUCCCUUUCUAACUGGAAAAGGAUCAAACACAUUACAAAGUGAGACAGAUCAGAGGUACUAUGACUCUGACGGACAGAGGCAGUCGUCGUCCUUUUGGCCUGAAUACCCAUCUCCCAGUUUUACUGCCCCUCUGCCGCACCCACCUCCAGCCUCCUGUCCCUCAAACUCCAGCCCUCAGUCCUCAGAGCACUACUGCCCUCGUGUGGCCAAGCGUAAAAACUCACACCCCCAGAGGCCAGAUAGGGAGGGCCAGAUGAUGGGAAUGUCAGCUUAUCCAGGUUCUGGUCCAAUCCAGUUAUGGCAAUUUUUACUGGAGCUUCUUCUUGACUCUGCAUGUCGUACCUUCAUCUCGUGGACGGGAGAUGGCUGGGAGUUUAAGAUGUCCGACCCUACAGAAGUGGCCAAACGCUGGGGCCAGUGCAAGAACAAACCCAAGAUGAACUACGAAAAGUUGAGCCGUGGGCUGCGUUACUACUACCACAAGAACAUCAUCCACAAGACGGCAGGCAAACGCUAUGUCUACCGCUUUGUCUGCGACAUGCAGGGCAUGUUGGGAAAGACAGCGCAGGAGGUCCUGACCAGUCUGAACGUUUUGCCCACAAACACAGAUACGUGGCAGUGCCCUGGGGUUCCGGCGGCAGUGACGUCAGAGCUCAGCAGUGAAACAUGGGCAUCGCAGUAGGAAACAGGUGCCUGGACUGGACUGAUGCUGCUGGCUGAGAGUGACCAGCAUAUUUUAACAGAGUACUACAGCCUACAAAGUGAACACUGCCUCUUCAGUGUCCCGGCUGAACUACAGUGUCCUCGCGGGGUGAUGUUGUCACAGUCAGGAGCCAGUUUGUAGAUGCUGCAUUUCAGGGAACCCCCCCCACCCCCUCCAAACUCAAAAAUUCAUCAUGCAAUCAGUCUUUAAAGGCAAUAUAUUACCUUUUUCUUUGAUAAUAAAUCAUGCUAAAUAUAAGUCUCUCAACAUCUGAUCCAUAAACACAGAUCUCCUUAACCUCAGGGCUACAUGACUGCAGCCAGGGGGCGUUUUAGCACUAGAAAUAAAUACGUUUUGCAACAUUUGAGGCAUUGAUUUGUAAAUAGUGUUUAUAUGAACCCAUAUAUAGAGUUUUGUGCAUUUAUGCCAUUUUUUAAAAUACAAAACUUGUGUCUACCUCUGUUCCUAAUCAGAAUAACAUAAACUGAGAUCAUUUUCAGGCACUCACUGUGAAAGUUUUUAGCCUGUGUGUCAAUUUUUUUGUGUAAAUAAACUGUGUAUAAAGUUUCACAAGUUCCUACAUUCUAUGAAUUCUGCAAUUAAUUAUGACAGUAUUAAAAAUGUGUGUUUCUGGUA
Molecule: messenger RNA, 1866 nt
Organism: Toxotes jaculatrix (banded archerfish)
Lineage: Eukaryota; Metazoa; Chordata; Actinopteri; Toxotidae
Product: ETS1-related protein
Exons: 8
Coding region: 73-1209 (378 amino acids)
Biological process (GO): cell differentiation; regulation of transcription by RNA polymerase II
Cellular component (GO): nucleus
Molecular function (GO): sequence-specific DNA binding; DNA-binding transcription factor activity, RNA polymerase II-specific
Source: RefSeq, a predicted model, not a curated record